Messenger RNA from Parnassius mnemosyne (clouded apollo), 2847 nucleotides. NCBI's taxonomy places the organism in Eukaryota, Metazoa, Arthropoda, Insecta, Lepidoptera, Papilionidae. The record is from the annotation of a GenBank genome assembly.
AUAUAAGUCGGUUGGUUCUUGCGCGGGUUACAUCUAUGCGCAAUUUUUAAUCCAGUAACCGGUAAAUAAGUGUUUUGAUAUGCGAAGACUAUUGCAAAAGUGACAUAUACUGUUUAUAGUCAUUGUGAUAUAAUAAACUUUGCAGUUAAUUAUGGAUUUAAAGUGAAAAUAACCAUAUACCUCUUUUGUGCAGUGAGAUAUCAGUGACUGGCCGGUAUUGUUUACUAUAACGCGUAAGCGACAAGCUCCGCACGGCGCUUAAGCUCUUUUGGACGGGAAGUCUUGUUGGUUUAGUUAACGUUAGCUGUUGAUGUUAUUUACAUUGUUUUACGUGCCUACUAUUUUAAAUAAUCUACCUCUCGUUUAAAUAAAUACAAAAUACUAUUAUACUAUGGAUUGCAAAACAUGUUUCGUUAUUGUAAAUGAGGAGGACUUAAUUAAUUGCUCUGCAUGUCGUGGCUCAUACCAUUACGCAUGCAUAGGAUUAAAAGAACUGGACUUUAAGAAAAUGUUACCUAUGAAUAAAAUUAAAUGGAAGUGGCCAUCGUGUAAAUCCGGUAAAAAAAAGGAUAAUAAAAACAGCCCCAACACACCUCGUCUGGAAUGCAGCUCAUCGCAAUCGCAAUCUAUGAUAAACAUUGAUGCAAAUGCCAUUAUGGAACAUUUUGACGGUAGGUUUAGUGCGUUGCAAUCUGCCAUCGACUCCCUGAAAUCCGACGUUAACGACAAGUUAACAGGACUAUCAGCUACUGUUAAUUCAUGGGAGACUAAAAUGAAUGGUUUUGCAUCAUUAAUUGCUUUGAUAAAUGAACAGAUUUCCGAUCUUAAAGAGGAAAAUGAUAAAUUGAGGCAAGAUCUCGACCAUAUCCGAUCAAAAGUGAGGGAUAUUUCUGACUGCAAUGAUCGCAAUGACCAAUGGGUUCGCCGUUCAAACAUACAAAUAAAUGGGGUUCCUGAGAAAAAGGGUGAAAACCUUUUAAGCUUAGUGAAGUCCCUAGCGCAAAAAUGUAAUUUUAUAAUUAAUAUAGAUAGUGAUGUUGAUUUCGUAACUCGUGUGGCGGUUAAGAAUGAUGCGGACAAUAAAACACCGAAGCCGAUUAUUUUGAAAAUGCAUUCGAGAUAUAAAAAGGAUGAUUUUCUAUCAUUGUUACGUAAAUUGAAGAACUGUACCGCUAGCGAUAUUGGUAUUACUGGGGCACAGAGUGGCUAUAAGAUAUUUUUCAACGACCAUCUUUCGGCAAAAAAUAAGCAUCUUCUCAAACAAGCGAAGCGAUUGGCGAAGGAGAAAGGCUACGUCUACUGCUGGGUUCGUAACUGUUCGAUCAUGGUGCGCCGCAGUGAUCAAUCGCCAAUUAUACACAUCACGUCUGAACGCUCUUUAAACAAAAUUGUAUAAGUGCUAUGGUUGUGUCAUACUUUUCUUACUGCUUAUUGUUUUUGACUAUAAAUGUAAUUGAUUUAUUUUUUAAAUUAAGUAUUGUGUUCACUGGUUAUCAACUUGCUUUUUAUAAAACUACCACUGUAAUAUUGUUGCAAACUCAAAUAUUUUAUUUUAAUGUUGUAAGAUUUUAUCAAAUUGCAUUGGAGCCGGCUAUAGACUUACACUUUGGGUUGUUUCUACUUUAUUAGAACGUUCUAUACUUAAGAAACUAUUUAGUUAAACUUAACAUUUUCAGUGUCAAUUAACAUAUUCAAUCAAAAUGCAAGAGGUCUGCGGACGAAAGUUAAACAAUUUUAUAGUAAUAUUCUAAACUCAGAUUAUGAUAUUAUAUGCAUAAGCGAAACUUGGUUGUUACCAGGAAUCUAUGAUGCUGAGUUGUUUGACUCUCGGUAUAACGUGUACCGUAACGAUCGUGACUAUGAUAAUUUAACUAUUAAAAAAGGUGGUGGUACCAUGAUUGCUGUUCGCCGAGGGAUAACUGUGAGUAUGCAGGGACUACGCAAAUUACCUUUUUUGUAUGAUGCUGACGUAACAUGUGUUAAUAUUUUAUUGAAUCGGGCACCGAUGACAUCAUUGCUGAGACUAUUUUGUUGCUACUUCCCCCAAAAUGAUUAUCAAGCGGCAGCGGAAUUAUCGUUUUAUGAAUAUUUAUCUGAUCUUAAAAUUGACUAUCCUAAUGAUAAGUUUUUAUUGGUAGGAGAUUUUAACAUAAGGGUUGCUAGAUGGAUCCCAAAUCCACAUUCUUCAGGUAGUAAUUUGUAUCUUGAUAAUCCAUAUGAUAACAUAUUGACAUCGCAACUGUUUGCGUUUUUAUGCUUUAAUGACUGGUCACAAUAUAAUCACGUUAACAAUAUGAACGACAGACAGUUGGAUUUGGUGAUUUCCGAUUUGAAGUAUAUUGUACAAAGAGUCAUGCCGUUGUCAUCGCCGGAAGAUGGCCACCAUCCCUCUUUAUGUAUUGACUUAAGUAUUGAUUAUACUCCAAGUCUGUGUCCAGCCAACCGGAUAGUACGACGGUUUCAUACCGCGGAUUAUAAUAAAAUUAACCAAGAACUAUCAAAUCUUGUUUGGGAAGACCAUUUAAAUGUAAACGAUAUUGAUACUGCUGUUGAUAACUUUUAUAAAAUUGUGCGUGAUGUGAUAAAUAGGUUUGUCCCACUUAAAGUCGUUAAAAAUAAUAAUAAAUAUCCAGUCUGGUUUAAUAAGCGUCUAAUUAAACUCAUAAAUAGAAAACUUAAACUUCAUAAAAAAUGGAAAAUUUAUGGUAGACAGUAUGAUUAUGACAACUUUUCAAAUACACGGCGUGAUAUUAAAAAAUAUGAAAUUUUGUGCUAUGAACGAUUUAUUAAUCAUGCUGAGAGAAAUAUUCAAGUUGACCCAAAAUACUUUUGGUCGUUCGUUAAAUC